Messenger RNA from Diatraea saccharalis (sugarcane borer), 369 nucleotides. Lineage: Eukaryota; Metazoa; Arthropoda; Insecta; Lepidoptera; Crambidae. The record is from the annotation of a GenBank genome assembly.
AUGGAUACAGUUGUCAAAAGUAUGUUAGAAGAGGAUUCUGAAGACGAGAAAAAGGGUUUAGUGAUAUUCGGUAGAGAUGUCUCAAAAAUACCUUGCUUCAGAGAAAGUUUCUUGUAUGGAGUUUCAUCUGGAGUUGGUGUGGGAUUGAUAGCAUUUUUAAAAACUUCUAAGCCAAUGUUAGCGCAGCAUAUUGGUUUUGGGACAUUCUCGCUGUCAACUUUAAUGUAUUGGUCAUAUUGUAGAUACCAAUGGUCAAAACAAAAGUUUGAUGCUCAGUUAUUACAGGAAGCUUUGAAGGAUAAAAUUUUGCAUGAAGGAACUAUAGUAGAAAAGGAAUUGGAAGAAAAAGGUGUUCUAAAGACAGUUUGA